Messenger RNA from Dentiscutata erythropus, 2388 nucleotides. The record is from the annotation of a GenBank genome assembly. NCBI's taxonomy places the organism in Eukaryota, Fungi, Glomeromycota, Glomeromycetes, Diversisporales, Gigasporaceae.
UCUGGUGGAAAAAUUCAGUCCUUUAAACUUACAAGCAUGGAAGUUUCAUGUCCUCACGUCUUCGGCCAUUGUAAACUUCCGUCUGCCUUUACUCAAGUGCACAAAGAAGAAUGUACGCAGUGUUUUGAUUCACAGGAUCUUGCACCAGGCAUCGAUGUAUGUCUAACUUGUUUUAACGCCGGAUGUAACAAUUCUGAAAGACACCAUGCCCAAAUUCAUUAUGAAAAGACAAAUCAUCCAUUAGUACUAAGCAUCUAUCGAUUAAUCAAAGACAAACCUAAGAGGGCUGAUGAAAAUGAAGAACCACCUCAAAAGAUCAGUAAACUCGCAAUUAUUCCCGAGUCUGAAAAGGACAAGUACGAAUUUAUCACGCACGUAAAGUGUUAUGCUUGUGGAGGUAUUGAGAUCGAUAGGAAUUCUGGUGACCUGCCCACCGUAAUCGAUGCGGUAAUGACUUCUAUGUCGGCUGCAAAGCAAUCGGAAAUAAAAGCAUGGGAAGAAGGAAAUAUUGUUAUAUGUGAUCAUACGCGUGAUUUAGUGCAAGAACAGCCAAGAACUUUAGAAUCACAAUGUAUGACUUUAGCACAUUGCAAUAAUUGUGAUUUAAAAGAAAAUCUUUGGCUAUGCUUAGUUUGUGGCAACCUCGGAUGUGGACGGCAACAAUUUGGUGGAGUAGGUGGAAAUGGGCAUGGUUUGGCUCAUUAUAAUCUAACGAAACAUUCAAUAAGUUGCAAAUUAGGAACGAUUACUCCUGAAGGCACUGCAGACAUAUACUGUUAUGAGUGUGAUGAUUCGAGAUUAGACCCAUAUCUGGACAAACAUUUGGCUAACUUUGGGAUCAAUGUUGCUUCGCAACAAAAGACAGAAAAGAGUAUUACGGAGUUGAACAUCGAGCAAAACCAAAUGUUUAAUUGGAGUAUGGAAACAAAAGAUGGUAAGAAACUUGAGCCCUUAUUCGGUCCUGGUUAUACCGGUAUUAAAAACUUAGGUAAUAGUUGCUAUAUGGCAUCUGUUCUACAAUCCAUAUUUUCUUUGGAUGUUUUUCAACAAAGAUAUCACUCGACUGCCAUGGAGCACCAUAAGCAAUGCACGCAGGAUAAUCCAGCAAACUGUAUUCAGUGCCAAUUAUCUAAACUUGCUGAUGGUUUAUUAAGUGGUCGCUAUUCCCAACCUAUUCAAGUCAUCGAUGCUGAGAAUGAACAAUCAGAGCAAGAUGGUAUAGCUCCAGGCAUGUUUAAGACACUUAUUGGGAAAGGACACGAGGAGUUUUCCACGAUGCGGCAACAAGAUGCUUUUGAGUUUUUUCAACAUCUCGUUACGACAAUUGAACGUAGGGAGCAUAAUAACCCAGCAAAUGAUCCGACCAAUGUAUUUAAAUUCACAUUUCAAAGGCGUUUACAAUGCGUAGAGUGUAAACGGGUUCGAUAUAAGGACAGCACAGAAUCUUCCAUUUCAAUUUCAGUACCUACGAAUAAAAUUGAAACCAAUGAGAAUAACGAAGCUAAAUACGAACCUGUGACUUUCGAAAAAUGCUUACAGUUAUUCGCUGCGGAUUCUGCAGUUGAAUAUAAGUGCCCGGCGUGCAAUAAAACGACUGUUGCCAUGACAAACACAAGAUUCUUAACAUUCCCCGAAGUUCUCGUAGUCCAUACACGAAGAUUUGAAGAAGAAAAUUGGGUUCCUCGUAAAAUCGUUGUUCCCAUUAUUUUCGAACAAGAUUGCUAUAAUUUUGACGAGUACAUUGCUCAUGGGCGACAGGAUAACGAAGAAUUGCUUCCUGAAGAAUCAAAUGCAGAACGACUUUAUGCAGCACCUGCUAUUAAUGAAUCGGACCUUAAUAAGUUACUCGAAAUGGGUUUUCCUGAGAAUCGUUGCAGAAAAGCAUUGAUUGCUACUGGAAAUAACGGAGUUGAUCAAGCAAUGAAUUGGUUGUUUGAGCACAUGGAUGAUGCAGAUAUUGAUGCGCCGAUUUCGGGUUCGACAUCUGUAUCUAAUGUACAAGAACCUUCAGAAGGUGAUACCUCCACGUUAAUGGCGAUGGGGUUCUCAGAAACACGAGUUAGGAAAGCUUUAUCAGAAACAAAUGGCAAUAUAGAACGUGCUGUUGAAUGGCUCUUUAGUCAUCCUGAGGAUGAAUCCGAUAGUUUACCGGUACAAGCUGAUGGCAGUAACACUAUUAAUACUUUUGGAGAUUCUACUUUACCCGCCGAAUAUCAACUACAGAGUUUCAUCUCUCACAAGGGUACAUCUGUACAUUGCGGCCACUAUGUUGUUCACGUACGUAAAGAUCAAAAGUGGGUUUUAUUCAAUGACAACAGAGUUGUAGAAGAUCCCCAACCUCCUCUUGAAGAAGCUUAUGUCUAUAUCUUUAGGAGAGUGCACGCCUAA